Rotaria sp. Silwood2 is the source of this 1101-nucleotide messenger RNA. NCBI's taxonomy places the organism in Eukaryota, Metazoa, Rotifera, Eurotatoria, Philodinida, Philodinidae. The record is from the annotation of a GenBank genome assembly.
AUGGUUAUAUGCAAUUCAAAACAAUCUGAUGAUGAUCUUGUUCAUUUGAUUCUCUUCACAAAUCAUUGUGUCUUCGAUGGUCGAAGUGGAUUUAUUCUUAUCAAUGACUUUUUGUCUUUGGCCACUGAUUCGAAUCUACUUACGAUAUCGGAGCCACUAAAUAACGAAAUUCUUCCAUUGAUUGAUCAAAUGAUUCCACAUCCAAAUAGUCUCUUCUAUCCAUUCAAGUCAUUCAUUGUUAAGCAACUUUUCAAGCGUCAAUUACAUCAACAAGUGCAGUUACGCAUUCCUGUGAAAGUGAUCCCUCAUCUCGAUUGUAAACCAUCAAAAUUUCAUGUUCAACGGUACAAAAUCAAAUUUUUAUUUGCUUCAAGUUCCUUCGAUCUUUAUUCAAAUUUAUAUGAACAAUGUCGUUUGCAAGAAGUGACAUUAAAUGGUCCACUCUUCGGUUGUCUCUUAUUAGCUGUUCAUCAUUGUUUUCCACUCGGCGAUAAUACUCGACUGAAGCCGUUUGACAUUGGUGUGACUUUUGAUAUGCGUUCGCGUCUGCCUCAAUCCCCUCUUACAACAUCGUCAAUUGGUUACUUUGUUACUGGAAGCGGAGCCAGACUGAGUCAAUCAUUGUCGAUUCAAUCGACUCGAUUUUGGUCAUUGGCACAUCAAUGUAUGAUAAAUACUCGAAAUCAAUUGAAGCUACGUAGCAUUUCUUUCACAAUGAAUGUUCUCAAUGAUAUAUUUGAACGUGAAAGUGAUUUCGAUCGAUUUACUCGACUCUUUCCGGAAGGACGCCAAGCUGAAUUGGCCUUUUCAAAUAUUGGCAAAUAUUCGUUUCCAUGUGAGUACAAUCAGGGUAAAUUACGAUUACGAGGUUUACAUGUAAUUAACAAUGCCAGUGUCUAUCGUGUUUCAACAACUAUGUUUGUGACUUGUGCUGGUGAUGGUCAAUUGGAUUUUUCACUUGCACAUGAAAUGGAAAGUGAUGAGAAAGCCAAAGAAUUUCUCGACUAUUAUGUGCGUCUAAUUGAAACAUGUGCGAAAAAGAAAUCUUGUAAAAGUGAAACAACUCUUGGUCAACUGUUGAAAUUAGUUGAAUCACGUUAA